Colletotrichum chrysophilum is the source of this 2244-nucleotide messenger RNA. RefSeq lists its product as uncharacterized. Gene Ontology annotation, biological process: transmembrane transport. The coding region runs from base 1 to 2244 and encodes 747 amino acids. The record is from RefSeq and is a predicted model, not a curated record. Lineage: Eukaryota; Fungi; Ascomycota; Sordariomycetes; Glomerellales; Glomerellaceae. Gene Ontology annotation, molecular function: oligopeptide transmembrane transporter activity. The transcript is spliced from 11 exons.
AUGGCGGGUUCAAAGGCGGCUACUGUCGUCUCUACUGACGCUGCAGCGAGCGAUGAUGUGCUAGCGACAUCCCCUUCUAGCAGGGCACAAAACUCGACAGCGCCGAAUACGACAGCACUUGAGGAAGACCGCAAGUCUGACGAUGGCUUGAAUCUAAAAGACCCUGAGCGAAACGAGGCCGAUGACGAGAGACAGCUGGUGAACGGCGGCGUUGUUAUCCGUGACGGCAAUGAUGUUGCAAGAUAUGUUGUGUCAACGCAAGACGAUGGCGAUCGGGCCUGCACCUUUCGAUCUUUCAUCAUUGGAUCCGCCUGUAUCAACCAGAUCUACUUCUAUAAGCCCGUAGAUGUUUCUUUCGCUUCGGUCUUCUUGUGUCUGAUGGCAUAUGUGAUCGGCGUGGCAUGGUCUGUUGCUCUGCCGCGCCGACACCACGUUGAGAAAUUCCUACCGUCUCAGGCGAGAUGGCUCGGGCCAGUCGUUCACUUCAUCAACCCUGGCCAUUUCGGAUUGAAGGAGCACGCGGUGGCUUCAAUCCUUUCCACGUCUAGCGGAAACGGUGCUGCCAUCGUGCAGGUAUUCGGCGCAGAGCGGCUAUUCUAUGACCGAAGCACCGAUACGGCCACAGCUAUUCUGACUGUUUUCUCAGCUUCAAUCUUCGGAUACGGUCUUGUCGGACUCUUGCGCUCGAUUCUUGUUCAUCCCAGUGAGAUGGUCUGGUGGCAAUGCCUCCCUAUGAUUUCUAUCUACCAGACUCUUCACCGCGAUCCCAAGGGUAACAAUCGAGAACGUCUCCGCAUGUUCGGAUUCUCUUCCAUCGGCAUGUUCAUCUGGGAACCGAUCGCAUCGUACAUCUGGCCUUGGUUGAACGGCAUCUCCAUCCCCUGUCUUGCAUCAAUGAAUGCGGCCCCUCCAACGCGCAAAGUCCUGAUGACCAUCUUCGGUGGCAUUUCUUCCAACGAGGGACAGGGCAUUCUCAAUUUCUCUCUUGACUGGCAGUACAUUACUUCCCGGUACAUGUCUCUUCCGCUUCUGCAGCAAGCCAACUCUUGGGUGGGCAUCGUCUUGUCAUACAUCAUGUGUUUUUCUCUCUAUUACGGCGGCGCAUGGGGUGCCAAAAGGUUCCCGUUCAUGUCGACAGCCAUGUUUGACGCGAAAACUGGCAAGGUAUACAACCAGACUGCUGUCUUUGGCCAGAAUGCCAUCCUGGAUACCGAGGCACUUGAAAUACACGGCCUUCCGCGACUCACUGCGUCGAACGUCUGGGCAAACAUGGCGGCGAUGGCUGCCAUUGGAGCCUUGAUCACUCACAUCUCACUUUUCUACGGCCCUCUAAUCAAGAGGUCUUUGAUACAAGCUUGGAAGAAAACUGAAACAGACCCUCACUACAAGGUCAUGCAGGAGAACUACAAGGAUGUGCCCAUGUGGUGGUAUCUUGCGAUCCUUCUCGUUGGCUUCUUCACUGGACUUGGGGCCGUCAUCAAAGGACACACAACUCUGGAUGCAUGGGCUUAUGUCUGCGCAAUUAUGCUCUGCGGUGUCUUGCAACCGGGUAAACCAGUUGCAAACCUCUACUUCUCCAUGUUUAGUCACGAAGUCACGGUUCUCUCUGUGUUUCUGUCUACCGACCUUAAGAUGGCACAGUAUCUCAAGAUUCCUUGGAGGACCAUGUUCCUCCUCCAGACGUGGGGAAGCCUGUUCGGAACGGCUUUGAACUACGUGAUCAUGGAUACGAUUGUCGCCAACCGGCGAGAGAUUCUCUUAGACCCGAUCGGCAACCAAGUUUGGAGUGGACGCAAGAUCCAGUCUCUCAACACGACUGCCGUAACCUGGUCUCUCGCAAAGUACGUCUAUGGCUUCAACAAGGACGGAUACGGUUGGAUCCCUCUCUCCAUUGUGAUCGGUGCUGCGAUUCCUGUCGCUCUAUGGCUUGUCUCGCGCAAGUACAAGACGAUUUAUGGCUGGGAGGUCCGGAAGCUCGUCACCCCUGUCGUAUUCCACAACGCCUCAGAGACAACAUCCGGCACGACCUCAGUCAUCUGGUCCCAGGUCGCCACCGGGCUGUGGUCACAGUGGUACAUGCGUCUCCGACACCCUGCGUGGUUCGGCAAGUACAAUUACAUUGUCGGUGGUGGCCUUGAUGCAGGUGCAAAGGUCAUGAUGUUCGUCCUUACCUUCGCAGUAGCUGGAGGUUCUGGAAAAGAAGUCCCUUUUCCCACGUAUGCUGAUUACUGCGGCACUGGUUGA